Messenger RNA from Gopherus flavomarginatus (Mexican gopher tortoise), 5215 nucleotides. RefSeq names its product DNA ligase 3 (gene LIG3). Gene Ontology annotation, biological process: lagging strand elongation; double-strand break repair via alternative nonhomologous end joining; mitochondrial DNA repair. Gene Ontology annotation, cellular component: DNA ligase III-XRCC1 complex. Bases 152 to 2968 code for a protein of 938 amino acids. Lineage: Eukaryota; Metazoa; Chordata; Testudines; Testudinidae. The transcript is spliced from 20 exons. Gene Ontology annotation, molecular function: zinc ion binding; DNA binding; DNA ligase (ATP) activity. The record is from RefSeq and is a predicted model, not a curated record.
GUGCGCAUGCGCGAUGCCAGCCUGCGUGGCCGCGAGUCCCGGAUUUAAAGGGGACGCGGGGGCGGCGCUGCUGGCCUAGGGGGCGGGGCCUGUCAGUCCCCGGACUCUCCUGCCCGCGGCUGCCGGACCAGUGGUACAUCGAGGGGGCUGUAUGCCUGCAGUUUUCAAGAUCCUCUUCUCACAGACUGCCAGGACACUAAGCAGAGGGGAAGGACUUCGCUGGCCGCAGAGCCAGACUUAUCUACUGAGAUUUGAAAGUUGCCUGCUGGGUCUCCCUGUGGCCAGCCCAUUUACUUGGUACCGGUUGCUGGUAAGAAAUAAGUCUCUCCUUUCUGCCAGCAGAAGCCGGGGAGCUUGUGCUGAAGAGUUUGCUGUUGCUUCAGCUUUGCGUGUUUGGCGUCGUAGGCGCUGCACAGUCCCUGAUGAGAUGGCGGAGCAGAGGUACUGCGUGGACUAUGCCAAGCGCGGCACAGCCGGCUGCAAGAAAUGUAAGGAGAAGAUCUUGAAGGGGAUGGUGCGCAUUGGGAAGGUGGUCCCCAACCCCUUCACAGAGUCAGGCGGGGAGAUGAAAGAGUGGUACCAUGUGAAGUGCAUUUUUGAGAAGCUAGAGAGGGCUCGGGCCACAACAAAGAAGAUUGAGGACAUCACAGACUUGGAGGGUUGGGAAGAGCUCCAGGAUCCAGAGAAAGAUAUGAUAAACCAGCAUAUCUCAGAGGCCACUUCCAAGGCGGCGAACACACCUAAGAAAAAGGCAACUAUCCAGGCGAAGCUCUCCCCCAGUGGACAGAUAACCAGUCCCAAGAAGGAGCUACUAGCUACCCCCAAUCCAUCUCCAAAGAAAUUCUCUGGCUUCAAAGCUAAACCAGGCAAUUCUGCUGAAGCCCCUGAAAGCUCUCCCCACAAGUCUAGCCUCUCUGCAAAGAAAUGUGACCCAAAGCACAAAGAUUGCUUGCUGCGGGAGUUCAGAAAGUUGUGCGCCAUGGUUGCCGAGAAGCCCAGCUAUAAUGUGAAAACGCAGAUCAUUCAGGACUUCUUGCAAAAAGGAACUGCAGGAGAUGGCUUCCAUGGUGACCUCUACCUGACUAUUAAGCUGCUAUUACCAGGUGUCAUUAAAAGUGUUUACAACUUGAACGACAAGCAGAUUGUCAAGCUGUUUAGCAGGAUUUUCAAUUGCAGCCAGGAGGAGAUGGUCCGAGACCUAGAGCAGGGAGAUGUUUCCGAAACUGUGCGCAUCUUUUUUGAAGAGAGCAAGUCCUGCUCUCCUGCUGCCAAAAGUCUCCUUACCAUCCAGGAAGUGGAUGAGUUCCUCACUCAACUUUCAAAGCUUUCCAAGGAGGACGACCAGCAAAGUGUGCUGCAGGAUAUCACUAGCAGGUGCACAGGGAAUGACCUGAAAUGCAUCAUCCGGCUAAUAAAGCAUGAUCUGAAAAUGAAUGCUGGUGCAAAGCAUGUGUUGGAUGCUUUAGAUCCUAAUGCUUAUGAGGCAUUCAAAGCCUCACGCAAUCUCCAGAAUGUGGUGGAGCGAGUGCUGAGGAACCAGCAGGAGACUGAGAAGUUGCCAGGUCUGAAGCGAACCCUCAGCGUGCAGGCCUCACUGAUGACCCCUGUUCAGCCCAUGCUGGCUGAAGCCUGCAAGUCAAUUGAAUACGCAAUGAAGAAGUGCCCCAACGGGAUGUAUGCAGAGAUCAAAUACGAUGGGGAGCGAGUUCAGGUCCACAAGAAUGGAGAUCACUUCAGCUACUUCAGCCGAAGCCUCAAACCCGUCCUCCCUCACAAAGUAGCCCAUUUUAAGGACUUCAUCCCCCAGGCUUUCCCUGGUGGACAUAGUAUGAUCCUGGAUGCAGAAGUUCUUCUGAUUGACAACAAAGCUGGCAAACCGCUACCCUUCGGGACCCUUGGAGUGCAUAAGAAAGCUGCUUUCCAGGAUGCCAAUGUCUGCUUGUUCGUGUUUGACUGCAUCUAUUUCAAUGAGAACAGCCUGAUGGACAGGCCCCUGCGUGAGCGUCGGAAGUUUCUCCAUGAUAACAUGGUGGAAAUCCCCAACCGGAUACUCUUCUCUGAGAUGAAGCAUGUCACAAAAGCUUCAGAUCUGGCAGAUAUGAUCAAUCGAGUCAUCCGUGAGGGGCUGGAAGGACUGGUGCUGAAAGAUAUAAAGAGUACGUAUGAGCCCGGUAAACGUCACUGGCUAAAAGUGAAAAAGGACUAUCUGAAUGAAGGUGCCAUUGCUGACACGGCAGACCUGGUGGUUCUGGGAGCUUUCUAUGGACAAGGCAGUAAAGGUGGGAUGAUGUCCAUUUUCCUCAUGGGAUGCUAUGACCCCAAGAGCCAGAAAUGGUGCACGGUGACAAAGUGCGCUGGCGGGCACGAUGAUGCCACCCUGGCUCGGCUGCAGAAGGAGCUGGACAUGGUGAAGAUCAGCAAGGAUCCCAGUAAAAUUCCAAGCUGGCUGAAAAUCAACAAGAACUAUUAUCCAGACUUCAUUGUUCCAGACCCAAAGGCAACCCCAGUGUGGGAGAUCACAGGGGCUGAGUUCUCUAAAGCAGAAGCCCACACUGCAGAUGGCAUCUCCAUCCGCUUCCCUCGCUGCACCCGGAUCCGAGAUGACAAAGACUGGAAGACUGCCACCAACCUCCCUCAGCUCAAGGAGCUGUACCAGCUCUCCAAGGAGAAGUCCGAUUUCAAUAUUGUUGUAGCAGAGGAGGAGGGGUCCACAGCCAGCAGCAGUGGCGAGAAUGAGGGAAAUUCUAGGUCUUCCACACCCCACAAAAUUGCUAAGACCCCCCCAAGCAAAUCGCCUCCAAAAGCCAAGAAGCCAGAAGGCAGCAAAGCAGUUGGUCGAUCCCCCCAGAAGAAGGCAGAGGAGAAGCGAGGGGAGAAACGGAAAGCAGUGGAGCUGGAUGACAACAGAAAGAAGAGCAGACGUGGAGAGAGAACCAGCAGGCGAGCUGGGCACCCAGGAAGGUGCUAGCAGAUCAGCAUGGUAGAAGAGCUAGAGCUUUUUCCAGCCACCCUCAUAGAGCAGCCCGUUAGCUAGUCAUUAAAGACUGAAGCGAACUGACUGGAUUUUUCUGCUGAUGUGUUGCACUGCAGCUGGGUUUGCAGGAAAUGACUGAGGCUUCUGGUAGAUGUGGGGAGCAGGCACGUUGACUCAUUCAGGAGCCUGGCUCUCUUCCAGGUGGUGUCCGUUACGCAGUGCACAUUCGCAGUCUGCCUCUGCCCUCCAUCCUGAGCAAAGCAGUAAUGACACAGUAUUUGCCCCCCGGAUCGGUUGUAAGCCAGUCUGAGAAUCGGAGUUCAGUGAAAUGUAAAAGCAGAAAUGGUAGCAGCAAGCUCCUCUGACUGAGCCUCUGUCUCCUCCCCCUCCUUUCACACUGAGGACAGAGUGGCUGAGAUAACAGGGGUUGUCAUCCCGGAGCAACUCCGUCCUCACUCCAGCAGCGGGCUGGACUAGAUGCCGUGACAGAGGGCACGGCUACUCUUACUGCACCUGGUCAUUGGUGCAGUGCUGUGUGUGGAAGCGGUUGGGGUGCAGAGGGGAGGAAGUGUCUAUCCUGAUCCCAGCUGGGGAUCACAUUAUGUCCUGCAGUAUGAAGCUUCUGGGCCAUUCCAGUUUCUGCAUUAACUAGUGACCUGUGCAGCUUUAUAAGUGACUCAUCAUUGGGAGGAUAAAGUUACAUGGCCUAGGCACUUGAAAGGCUUGUAGAGUUUGGGGGUUUUAAAUAAAUCGACUGAUCUUCAGCCCUAGCCACUAGUUGGGUGACUGUCAGGUGGGUCUGCGGAAGGAGAGUGAUGGCGUCAUGGAUCAGUCUGGGGAGGCGUUCCAUGCGGAGAGCAUGGUGCAGAAGAAAGCGUAGCCACCCGUGAGCUGCCUGGCCAUGGAGGCUGGCAGAUGGGCUAGUACGACAGGAGACGCAGGCAGAGCUGAUCAGGAACAUGCAGAUGAGGACAAGGAGCUGUCACAUGACACACUAGAUGAGGAACAGGGGCUGGAAAAACUGGGCUUUGCUGUGCCAAUCUGCAAUAAACCCUUCAACAAGCAAGUGCGCUGUCUCCUGUCGCAGACUGUGCUGUCCCUGCUAAGCUCUUUGAGGAAGGUUUGAGCUUUGUGGCCUCUGCAUGGAGAGAAAUGGCAAAGCCCCUGCUUUGCUCUGUACGAACUGUGGGUGGGGUAGGGUAGGGACUGGGUACAGGAAAAACAGUCCCUGGGUUUGGGUCAGCUGGAACACUCCUGAUGUGAAUAGCAAGUGCUAACUGAGGGCUACCAUGCUGCACUAGAUAAACUGAAAAACACCAGCUGCCAAAGCCACUGGGCAUCUCAGCAGCAGGCUUGUUUUGGUCACUGGGCCCCGAGAGCAGCCGGCUAGAGGGCUUAAUACAGUGGCCCUGUAGCUUUUAGUAAGGCACUUAGCUAUGGAUGUACAGUUCAGUUGCAGCAUCUGACUUUCCCAGGAGUGUGUCUGUGUGAGAGAUCCCAGUGCAGAUGGAUUAACUGAAGCUCAAAGAGUGAGGGAUUUACAAAGGUAAGACGGCCUCUGAACUGGGAUUAGAACAAGAUCCUCUUGGUUUGCAGCCCCCUCUUCUGAGCUCACAGGACUCUGUACUUGAGGGGCUCGUGCUUGGAACCUGCUGAAUACUUUCAAAGAACUGAGAUUGGGGCACGGGAGGGUGUUUGUUCAGUCUGACAGUGUCAUCUUGGAGUCCUGAUGGGUUCUUAGCAGGCAUUGCUGCAGAGUGGGGGUAAGGGGUUGGCCCUAUAAACCCCUACCUACAGCACCACCUGCAAAUCCAACACUACGUGUCUCAGAAGAGUUGUCACUUGUCUUGUCCUGCUGCAGCGUUCACACUGCACAGCGGCAGCAUAGAAGAUAAGGCCCUGUGCUUCCUACCCAUCUGGGUUUGGGGGCAUCUUGCUGCCUCAGCAUGCUCCCUGUUCACCUCCUGCCGGGCGAGCCCCUUUGAUUUGGAGGUCCCAUUUGAAACAACUGAACAUGUUCAGCAUUGAGGAAAGAAAGUCUCUGUUCCCAAAGCUUUUAUUAAAUAAGCUUAAUCCUUAUUUAUGUUGCAGUAGCACCCAAAGACCUCUGUCAGUCCCCUUGCAUCAGGAGCUGUACGUAGUCUGUGCCCGAAGAGCGCUUAAUCUCGUAAAGCACCCAGCCCUCUCUAGUUUCUUUCCCACUCUUAUUUUGCCUCACCAGCUUUCUUCUAUUUCCCCACA